Messenger RNA from Trematosphaeria pertusa, 968 nucleotides. RefSeq lists its product as uncharacterized. NCBI's taxonomy places the organism in Eukaryota, Fungi, Ascomycota, Dothideomycetes, Pleosporales, Trematosphaeriaceae. Bases 217 to 759 code for a protein of 180 amino acids. The record is from RefSeq and is a predicted model, not a curated record. The transcript has a single exon.
GAGUUCUAGCCGGUGGAGGAAGUUGAAGAGUUCACUCAUUUCACACGGAGACGCAUGCUAUCGAACAGACUUCAAUGCUUUCCAUGUCAAUGCCCCUUUCCUCCUCCAUGACUACCUCCACCACAAUCAUCACCCCUCUACGUAGACCCUUCGAUAUCCUCACCAAAGUAAAAAAUCUACCCUUAGAACGACAGUGCCGUGCCUCUCAAACCCAAGAUGCUAUCUCCAAUCCCAGAUUCCCGCAGCGUCUACAAAGCCAAUCUUCUCGGCACCAAGUACCCCAACCUCUUCUCCAACACCGACCAGUCUUCACAGCACCACACGUCCACAUCCCAAUCAACGAAAAGUUCCAUCGACUCGCACACAUCUUCCGACUCCGACUCCGACUCCGACUCCGACUCUGAUCUCGAACUCUAUGAACUGUACUGCGGCCUCCGCUCUCCCCGCCUACCGUCCUUGGUAUCUAGCAUCUGCUCCUCCUCGUCCUCUUCCUCCUCCACCGCAUCGCUAGACCUCGACUACCUGCAUGAAGAACCGCACCAAGACGUUAAGCGCGACGUAGCGAGGGAGACGAGUGAAAGCUUUGACGAUAUUGAUCCAGAUGGCCUGAAGACCGGCGAUGUCAUUGUGGACAGGGAAGGGAGGGAGUGGGUGUGGCAAAGGUGUUACUGCGCGCACAUUUUUUGCAACGGACGAACUAUUCGCCCGGUAGAGGGCCGGCAUGAGCUGGAUCCCUGGGAUCGGGGAAGGCUGGCAUGACCGGUGCUGACGUGUGUGAAAGGUGCAGUAGAAAGGUACCUUCACAUUGGUAGGUAUCGGCGGUUUCUAUUCCAACUCCAGCUCCAAGCCCUAGCCCAGCUCCAAAUUCUCAUCCUGCCAUUCUCGUUUCCAUCAGUUCAUACAAUAUCCAACGGAAUUUUUUUUAUCCAGCGAUGUAGCUAAGGUUUAAAGGAUGCGCGCUAAGAGAC